Messenger RNA from Saprolegnia diclina VS20, 1472 nucleotides. RefSeq lists its product as hypothetical. The record is from RefSeq and is a predicted model, not a curated record. The transcript has a single exon. Gene Ontology annotation, molecular function: glycosyltransferase activity. The coding region runs from base 95 to 1363 and encodes 422 amino acids. NCBI's taxonomy places the organism in Eukaryota, Oomycota, Saprolegniomycetes, Saprolegniales, Saprolegniaceae.
GCAAGAUUCAUUCGCAGUACGUGGCGCCACGGCAGCGAAUCUCGCGUGAAACUGCAGUCGCUUCAGCCGCCGCCGAUGCGACGCACUCGCCAGGAUGCUCCGUCGCCUCCACACGCACGGCCAGCGCCACGCGCUGCGGCGCUUGGAGCACGCAAUGCACAGCGACCGUUGGCUGCUGGUCCACCCCCAGCACACGCUCGAGCCCGCGCCUCGUGAUGCACUUCGAACGAAAAUGCUCCUUGCGGUGCUCGGUCUUGGCGCGCUGCAUACGACGCUGAGUCUCGAUAACGACGUGCCGCCUCUGUGGACCACCGACGCCGGACCAGGUCUCGUUUUACUAUCGCCCACCAAGCCGUCGAUCUUGAUCGUCAACGACAACCUCCCGACCAACGUCAACGGCGUUGUGACGUUCCUUGCCAAUAUGGAGCGCCACGCGUCUGCGUACAGCGUCUCGUACUUGAACCCGUCGCAGUUCCCGCACAUCGACUGCCCGGGGUACCCGGACAUCAAGCUCUCGCUGCCCUUCCGCCUGGUAUCCAAGCUCCGGAGCCAUCGACCUGACUUUAUUCACAUUGCCACCGAAGGCCCGCUGGGUCUCGCGACACGACUCUACUGCGACUUGAACCGGAUUCCGUACAACAGUGCGUACCACACGCGCAUUCCCGAGUACAUGGAGGUCGUCUUUGGCGUCCCGGAAGCGAUUGGGUACGCGUACCUUCGCUGGUUCCACCGCAACUCGGCCGCUGUGCUCACCACGACUGAUACCAUGGUGCAUGAGCUGCGUCGGCGCGGCUUUAAAAGCCUGAUCCAGCCCAUGAAGUUUGGUGUCGACCGACGCCUCUUUCGCCCGACCAUACGCCGAGCACGCGAGACGACAACCGCCCACGGACCGAUCCUGCUGAGCGUUGGCCGCGUCAGUAAAGAGAAGGGCCUCGACGCCUUCUGCGACCUCGACUACCCCGGCGCAACCAAGAUUGUCGUUGGCGACGGUCCGUACCGCAGUGAACUCGAGGCGCGGUACCCCGAGAUCCAAUUUGUGGGUCUGCAGACUGGCGAAGCGCUCGCCGAGUACUAUGCCAACGCCGACGUCCUCGUCUUUACGAGUCGCACCGACACGUUUGGCCUCGUCAUGAUCGAGAGCUUGGCGUGCGGUACACCGGUCGCUGCGUUCCCGGUGCCGGGACCGUUGGACGCGAUCGAGUGUGGCGUCACGGGCCAUUUGAGCGAGGACCUUCGCGCCAGCAUCGACGUUUGCUUGGGUUUGGACCGAGCGGCGGUGGCGACGGCCAGCGAAGUGUGGUCGUGGGAGCACUGCUGGGCGACGUUUGAGAAGCACUUGGUGCGAUCGAACCUUUCGGAGUAGAAAGCGUUGAGCAGUUGUUGAUUGAUGUGUAUUCAGUAUGUAAACCAGUCCACUACGUUUUGCAUGUGUUCCCGUGGGUCCCUCCACGUUUCGUAAUUUUCGUGUUGGC